UAAAAGAUUUUUGUAGAAUGUUAAUAAUUCUUGUACUCGUGUUUCUCUCAGUGUUGCUUCCAGGAGCUCAGGGAUUUAUGAUCACAGUAGAUGCCCACGAGACGGCUUGCUUCUAUGAUCGCGCACAUGAGAAGGACAAGAUCACGAUUCGAUUUGAGGUGAUGGAGGGCGGCUUUAAGGAUAUUGCAGUGCACAUCUCGGAUCCCAAUGAUGGCAUACUCUUCCAGUCGGAGUCAGAGUCUAGUGGCAGCUAUACCUUUGCGGCUAAUCAGAAUGGACGUUACAUGCUGUGUUUCGACAACGAACGAUCCUCGUUGACUCCGAAGGUCCUGAUGUUUCACUUUACGGUGAUCAAGGAUCUCAUCUACUACAGCGAUCCGGAUAAACGCAGCGACGACGUCAUCGAGCAGUCCAUUCUGCAGGAGAACAUCAACACCUUGUCCAGCCAAAUGUUGGCCAUCAAACAUGAACAGGAGUACAUGCAUGUCCGUUACAUUGGACACGAGAAGAUCAGUCAGAGUGUCCACUUUCGCAUUGUGGCCUGGUCCAUCUUUGGACCCUCAUUGCUUCUGCUAAUGACCAUACUGGAGAUCUAUUAUCUGAAGCGUUUCUUUGAGGUUAGACGAGUGGUUUAAAUGUUCAUUAAAUAAAGAAUUGACUGCUGGACCAAGAUGAACA
Molecule: messenger RNA, 678 nt
Organism: Drosophila innubila
Lineage: Eukaryota; Metazoa; Arthropoda; Insecta; Diptera; Drosophilidae
Product: transmembrane emp24 domain-containing protein 2
Exons: 1
Coding region: 18-635 (205 amino acids)
Biological process (GO): endoplasmic reticulum to Golgi vesicle-mediated transport; Golgi organization; intracellular protein transport
Cellular component (GO): COPII-coated ER to Golgi transport vesicle; endoplasmic reticulum; Golgi apparatus
Source: RefSeq, a predicted model, not a curated record